AUGGACUACAUUCGUCAACUUACGGGUGGUGCCAAGCUGAAGCCCGACAGCUCGCGAGGCGAGUCUCCCAUCUCGGACAUUGUCGAGACGGCCGAAGAGGCUCAGUUCAACAUCGACUCGGCCAUCCAGGCGGUGCUUCACGCAGCUGAGGUGGCUCGACACGAGAUUGGCGACGACACCGAUGUCGACGCCAUGGAGACGAAGGACACUACGCCCAGCCUUGUCGGCGACGCUAUUCAGGUCGAUGCUCAGCAGGUGCGAAUCGAGCAAGACCAGACUCAGGCUUGCGAUGCGGUCCAGCGCAGUAUGACCGAGGAGCAGGCUGCUCAGGCGCUGCACGCUCUGUACGAUGCUACGCAGCACGAUGCCCAAGUCGAGACUCAGCCCAGCCCUGCGGGUCAGAUUCACUUCGCCGAUCAGGCCAUCCCUACGGGUAACGUUCGCACUGCUGAAGCGAUGGACGAAUCCAUGCCGCUGUUCAACCCGCCCGAGCCUGUGGACGUCAAGCCAGCCCAGCUUCAUAGUAGCGACGAGCCCAGCAUCGCCCUCAACAUCCGCGACGCCAACGGAUACAGCACCAUCUUCCGCUGCAAACCCUCGACCAAGCUGUCCAAGGUGUUCAAGGUGUUCGCCAAGCGCUACCAGACCGACCUGUCCAAGAUCCGAUUCAUCUCGUCCGACGGAAGGCUGCUGCCCAAGUGCAACCCCAACCUCACCGUCCAGAGCGAGGGAUUCGAGGACGGCGAUGAGAUCGAUGUGAUGCUCGAGCAGAUCGGAGGCUAUCACGUCGAAGGCAUCUAA
Messenger RNA from Moesziomyces aphidis, 801 nucleotides. The record is from the annotation of a GenBank genome assembly. NCBI's taxonomy places the organism in Eukaryota, Fungi, Basidiomycota, Ustilaginomycetes, Ustilaginales, Ustilaginaceae.